This is a messenger RNA of Chiloscyllium plagiosum (whitespotted bambooshark), 2727 nucleotides long. The record is from RefSeq and is a predicted model, not a curated record. Lineage: Eukaryota; Metazoa; Chordata; Chondrichthyes; Orectolobiformes; Hemiscylliidae.
UUGGCCUGAUCUUAGUUGCCUGUGGCUGUGAAGAAGUUUGGCAGCAGCAAUAUGACAUUCAGUGCUGCAUCCACCAUUAGCAAAAUAGCAUCAACCAGGCCCUCCAUUGGAGUGAGGAGCCAGUAUGGAGCUGGACUGGCAAAGGCCAUUCAAGGAGUGGGAACUAGAAGUCGAGCUGUGAAUUGUGCUGCCACUGUAACUGGGGCUAUAGGGAAGAAGCCAAGAGUGGCAGUGACUGCACCCCCAUCUGUUGAGACAGCAGCAACCGGCUCCAAGAGGCGCCCAGCUUGGGAUUUGAAAGGACAGCUUUCUGAUAUGAAGGUGCAGCUGGGCAACAUGAAGACACGGAUGUCUGAGUACACAAGCAAGCUCGAGGUCUCUGAGGUGCACAGCAAGCUGCUUCAGGAGAAUGUGCAUCAGAGAGACAAACAGUUGGAAAUAGCCAGCUCACAGAUCGAAGAACUGCAAGGCAACCUAAAGGCAAUGGAAUUACUGCUGAAGAACCGAGAAGUGGAACUGGAGAAGUGCCGAGCUGAGAAUUCUGCCAUGCAAGGAGUGCUGGAGGUACGGGGAACUGAAAUAGAACAUUUAACUGCUCAAGUCACAGAACUGAAGACCAGCAGGAGUGAGCUGCAGAGCAGCUACCUGACACUUUCCGUGAUGGCUGAGAAUACUGAGAACAAGCUGAAGCUGCGAGAGACUGAGCUUGCACAAAAAGUUGCCUGCAUAGAGGAGCAACAGUCAACCAUUGCAUCGCUGCAUGGGGUGAUUGCAGAUUGUGAGGAAAGGCUGCACCUGACAGAACAGGAGAGACGCAGACUGCACAACACCGUGCAGGAACUCAAGGGUAACAUCCGUGUGAUCUGCCGUGUACGGCCGGUCCUCAACUCUGAGAAGGAAGCUUGCAGUGAAAUUGAACACGUUCAGUUUUCUCACGAUGAUGACAAAGUGAUCAGUCUGACCAAAAAGGAAGAGUCUCACACUGGUCGUGAUCGGAAAGAAGAGGUGAAAUAUGACUUCAGUUUUGACCAUGUAUUCCAGCCAAUGGCAAAGCAAAGAGAUGUAUUUGAGGAUAUCUCACAGCUGGUCCAGUCUGCCUUGGAUGGAUACAAUGUGUGCAUCUUUGCCUAUGGGCAGACAGGCAGUGGGAAGACAUUUACAAUGGAAGGGCCUGAUGACAUGACACCAGAGAACAUGGGGAUGAUUCCUCGAGCGGUUGAUCAAAUCUUUGCAACAGCAGAGAAACUGAAGACCAUGGGAUGGACAUAUAAAUUCACUGCCAGCUUUUUGGAGAUCUACAAUGAGACACUACGUGACCUACUUGUGACAAAGCCAGAAAAAAAUGUCGAGUAUGAGAUCAAACGCCUUAACAAUAAAAGUGAACAGCUUCAUGUCACAAACCUCAAAUACGUCACCGUCACUGCAGAAGAUCAGGUCCACAAUUUAAUUGCUAUUGCAAAAGCCAAACGUUCAGUUGCAAAAACGGCAGCAAAUGAUCGUUCCUCUCGGAGCCACAGUGUCUUCCAGUUGAUGAUUGAAGGGAGCAACUCUAACCGUGAUCUCCAGUGCACAUCGACUUUGAGCCUGGUGGACUUGGCUGGCAGUGAGCGCCUGGAUAAAUCUCACUCAAAGGGUGAUCGUUUACGGGAGGCUCAGGCCAUCAACACCAGCCUUUCCUGCCUCGGGCAUGUCAUCAUGUCAUUGUCAAACAAGGAAUCUCACAUCCCUUAUCGGAACAGCAAGUUGACUUACCUGCUUCAGAACAGUCUUGGAGGCAAUUCAAAAACGCUAAUGUUUGUGAAUGUCUCUCCCUUGGAAGAGAACUUCAGUGAGUCACUCAAUUCCUUGCGUUUUGCCAGUAAGGUCAAUGAAUGCGUGAUUGGGACAGCACAGUUGAAUCGGAAAUAGAAUUGAUAACCACAAUCAAAACCUGAAAAUAAUGUUCAAAGGUGUUCUUUCAAAUCUGCUUUCUGUUUUUAAAAAAAAUGGUCAACUUCAAAAGUUUUAAAACAAUCAAUUGUCAAAUGAAAUGUCUCAGAUGUAGCUAAUUAAAAGUUGCAGUGUAUGCACUAGCUUUUCUAGAUUUCAGAAAAUAUAGUGUUAUAUAUUUUUCAAGUGGGUGAGGUGGGGAGUCGGGCUGUCUACGCUCUGAUUUAUGGUUAGUGCCUCCUGGAGAUGGUGAUAUUUGUUCACUGUCCUUUCGCAGCACCUACAACUAUUCGAGUGGAUUUCAGGCACCUUUAGACCACUCCAGUAGACUUAAGAAUUGGUGCUGUAUGUAUAAGUGAGUGAAUUUAUUUUACAAAACAAAUUACUGAUCUUAAUUGUGCGUUGGCUGUAGUCAUUGUUGAGUAUACAAGUAUAUUUGGAUAUGUUCAGCAUUAGGUCCAUAUUAAGAGGUCCUGUUGUGUACAUUCAAUUAUUGUUGAUUUUUAACUCUAUAUGUCUAACUAGUAAAUGCUUUAGUUUGAAGAAUAUUAUUCAUGCUUAUAUUCUUCAGCUGUUGCAAAGUCCCUCCACAGUAUUCUGCAAUCUUAUAAUGCUUUGUACUAUGGAUGGUCUUCACUCAAUAUAUGCCAUGUCAUUAAAAAAUAGUGUCGCGAAUCUUUAUAAUCGUGGAGCAGAAGUAAACUGAUUAUUUUAAAUUUUUUCAAGACUAUAUAAACACUUACUGUAUUCAAGAGGUUUCAUUUUAAGAAAUGCUAUUAAAGUUCAAUGUCUCUUUGC